AUGGAAAAGCCGGCUGCUGAAAAUGAUGAUAGUGGAAGCGUUAGCCUAUUGGUUAUUGUUUUGGACACAAAUCCCUCCCAACGUAUAGUGCGCCAAAAUCCAGACAAUCUAUCACAAUGUUUGGAUGCAACAGUGGCAUUUGGAAAUGCUCAUCUAAUGCAAAAGGCACAAAAUAAAUUAGCCGUGAUAUCCUGUCAUCAUCAUGCAACAGAUUUCCUGUAUCCCAUGCCUGUGAAGCAAUUGGAAGUUCGCCAAGUUGAUGGUCAAUAUGAAGUUUUCAGUUUGGUGGAGAAAACCGUAAAGCAACGGCUCAGUCAUAUCAUUACAAAUGCCCCGAAAAUAACCCAACCCAAUGAGAGUCUUUUGGCGGGAAGUAUGUCAAUGGCUUUGUGUUAUGUGGCCAGGAUGCAACGAAAUGCCCAACCUGGUGUGAAAAUUAAUUCCCGCAUAUUGGUAUUGACGGGUAGCAAUGAAUGUGCUUCCCAAUAUAUGACCUAUAUGAAUGUUUUCUUUACCGCACAAAAGCUCGGCAUUGUUAUUGAUGUUUGUGCCCUGGAUAAGUCCUUAAGUUUGCUGCAACAGGGUUGUGACAUUACUGGUGGUCAAUAUUUACGUCUAACCCAGCUGGAUGGUUUAUUACAGUAUUUGUUAUGGGUAUUUCUGCCAGAUCCUAAAACAAGACAAAUGCUUGUUUUGCCGCCACCCACAAAAGUCGAUUAUAGAGCUGCAUGUUUUUGUCAUCGGGAAAUGAUUGAUAUUGGUUAUGUUUGUUCGGUGUGUUUAUCAAUAUUCUGUAAAUUUAGUCCCAUAUGUACCACAUGCCAUACUGUCUUCAAAGUACCUGGUCCCUUGCCACCCAAACCCAAGAAAAAGAAGAAAGUGUAAAUUCAAACUCAUCACUCUCAACACUCUUUUUAAUUAACAAUUGAAGUUUUAUUCAGUUCUUGUGAUUUUACUAAAAUACAUUGGUCCAAAAUUUGCUGGCAAAUAUGGCAAAACCAUUUGUCCAUAUUUAAGACUUUUUGGAUAUUCAAAACGAUAAA
Molecule: messenger RNA, 1043 nt
Organism: Musca vetustissima
Lineage: Eukaryota; Metazoa; Arthropoda; Insecta; Diptera; Muscidae
Gene: Tfb4
Product: general transcription factor IIH subunit 3
Exons: 6
Coding region: 1-885 (294 amino acids)
Biological process (GO): nucleotide-excision repair; regulation of DNA-templated transcription
Cellular component (GO): transcription factor TFIIH core complex; transcription factor TFIIH holo complex
Source: RefSeq, a predicted model, not a curated record